This is a messenger RNA of Durusdinium trenchii, 2858 nucleotides long. The record is from the annotation of a GenBank genome assembly. Lineage: Eukaryota; Dinophyceae; Suessiales; Symbiodiniaceae.
GUAAGCCGAACACCGAUGUUGGGCAUUCUUCGGGGACCCAGCGACACCGUGAUUUCGGAGCUGCAUGGAGCACGAGAUCCAUGGCUCCAGUGAGCGAAGCGAGGGUGGACGCGAGGCAAAGCAAGUGAAGGUGGCGACCCGCGUGGCACGCAUGGAGAUCUCCAUGCCAAAGGUGCUGCGCGCCACCCGGGCGCACCAGGCGCUGGAAGGCUGCGCAGAGGCCCUGCGAAGCGACGACUGCGGCAGCCUCUACCUGAAGAGCUUCAAGACCGACUAAGCGGUGAAUUUGGGAGUUCGUUGUGUUGCUUCUUUUUGGGAGGGGUUUGUCUUGGGUUUUGAAGUCAUAGAAUCGAACGUGUGAUGGUUUGUAGCUGUUUCAUGUUCUCCGAACAAAGCUACGACCGGCAGAAACACCGGUGCAGUGGUGAAUCCGUGGCUUGGUGAAUCAGGAAGUCGCGUGAAUCAGUCGCCGCUCGUGGCCAAUCACCGACUUCACAGGUUUCACUUGUUUGGAGGUCGCAGGCUCGGUUUCACCUGGUGGGUUCAGCAGUGUGAUGUACUAAGUGUUUGCUAUUUGUUGUGUCACGGGAUGGCGCAGAACAGCUCAACAAACUCCUUAGUGCAACCAGUUUCCUUUGCCUAUCAAGGCAUCAUUGUCCGUCAUCCCAUUCCGUGUUGCCUAUCGAAUGCCAGAGCACUUGCAGCACGGCUUGUUGGAUUUGUAUCAGAUAACAUAAGCGGCUGAAAGAUGAUCCGGAUGGAUCCUGAUGGCCAUUUUUGCGGGGCUCAAAACGAUGUUUGAGAUCCAUGUCCUGGUCGUCCGAGAGAGGUCACAGUUCGUCGCUUUGAUGGUUCAACCCAUGUUCAACCAAUCCGUUUGGAUGCACUUUGGUAGUUUUUUAGGAUACUGACAGGAAUCCAAAGUUCGAGCUUCGCUUCGUGUCAAGCAAAACUCAGGUUUCAGGAGCGAGAAAAUCUCGUGUUUUUGGUCACAUUCAUGGCAUGGUGGACCUUGGAUGAAGAUCAUGACGCUCUUGGUCCACUACAAUGGGCGGGCAGCAGUCCUGUUCCGAAAGCUGAGAGAACAACCUUUCAAAUUUCUUGAGGUCCCAGUUUUCUCCUCUACUAGGAGCAAUGUUCGCUACUAGGGGCUCCUGGCCGUACUACUAGGAGCAAUGUUCGCUACUAGGGGGCUCCUGGCACUACUACUAGGAGCAAGAAGCUAAUAGGAACGGCCGGGCAUCGCUACUUGAAUUUUGGUCGUUUCAAAAUGCUAUGUCCAUGGAGUCCACGUCCAAGUGAAAACGUCUCCCAACCUAUGGCCUCCAACCCUAGUAGGAGGGGCCAUGAGCUUUAUAAGUUAGGCUUCCCUAAACAUCUAGGAACCAAAUGAAUAGUGCAAGCGCUUCUUCAAGGAGGCUCCCCCGCCCUCAGGCGGGGGGAGCUUCCUUGAAGAAGCGUGAGCUAUCCUGCGUUCUACCUAGUAGCCAAUAAGUUUCUACCUUGCUUAAGUAGGCGCCUACGGCGGAGCGGGCCAGGUUCAGUCUUUGCUUCUCACUCAUCAGCAUGGUUCUGUUCAGCUUGGGCAUUUUGCCUGGUAUUGUCCGCGCCCCUCGCAGCCCUGACUGGAAGUGGUCAAGCUGGUCUUUGAUCAGCGGCUUUGUGGUCGCAGUGGUGGUCUUGCUCCUUUGGCGUCCACGAGAGCCGGUCUUUUUGGAUCGGAUUUGCAUCAACAAGAACAACAUGGAGGAGAAGAAAGCCAGCAUUUUCAGCUUAGGUGGGAUCUUGAAGCGAUCGGAGAAAAUGAUGGUGCUUUGGGAUCCCACUUGGAGCACUCGACUCUGGUGCCUCUUCGAGCUCUCCGCCUUCUUAAAGAGCCGAGGAUCCAGUGAAGCAAAGCUACUCAUCAGACCCACCUUUCUGGGCCCAUGUUCCAUGAUCCUUUUCUCGGGAAUCUGUUUUGUGAUGCUCCCGGUCACCACCAUCUCCUUCAAUCCAAGCUGGUGGCCCUUUGGAUCGUUGCUGCCCGCGUUGGGCGCCCUUCUCUUCCUCUUCAUCGGGGGCUACGUGAUGGUCGGAGCCCUGCGCGCCUACUUCCGCUCGUUGGAAACGCUCCAGGAGAGGUUGCAGAACAUCAGCUUCGACGAUUGCCGGUGCGCCUGUUGCGAUCUAGGGCAUCGACUCGAAGGUGUGGAUCUCUUGUGUGACCGGGAGAUCGUCAAGGAAUGUGUCUCCAUCUGGUUCGGCAGCCCCGAGGCCUUCGAAGAUUGCAUCCGAUCGGAGCUUCUGGCGGCCGUGACCUGGCGCUUAAAGCAGGAUGUCUUCACCAGACACUGGAGCCUCUCAGUGACGAUUCCCGUCUUUUGGGGCUUCUUGGAUUUGGCGGCCUCCUUUGCAAUCAUCCAUGAAUAUGAAGAGGCCCUGUCAUUCAUCAUCGAAGGCUUAGUGCUUUGGCUUCUUUGUGGCCCGAUCUUACUGGACUUCAUGACCUGGUUGGCCUUCCGCUACUGCCGAAGAGCCAGCUCCAUCCGCCGAGAGAUUUGCACCAAUCUGUCUCUACUGCUCGUGGCAUCUGGCGGAUUUCUCGUGAUCCUGGUCAGCUACAUUCUCUGCCAAGGCUUCUUAAACGAAAGGAUCUGGUAUGCCACCGCCUUCUUUGGAGGCCCGUGGUGCAUCAUAGCUGUGCUUCAGUUUCUGUACAAAGUUUCACACAGAUCUCACAGAUCCAACAGUUUUUCGCUCAGAUCCAGCUGAGCUGGGCCCUGCCUGCAGCAUGCGCAGUAACUCACCAGUUCACUGCCAGCAAUGGAGCAGAGCAAUCGAGCAAUAUUCUCACAGAAAGUGUAUAAAUUGAGUCG